Molecule: messenger RNA, 828 nt
Organism: Drosophila miranda
Lineage: Eukaryota; Metazoa; Arthropoda; Insecta; Diptera; Drosophilidae
Product: myosin heavy chain, non-muscle-like
Exons: 1
Coding region: 137-337 (66 amino acids)
Source: RefSeq, a predicted model, not a curated record
AAAAGUGUGUAUUAAAAAACCUCAAUAGCACCCACAUUACGACGAGAAAACUCAAACGACAAAACCAUAGUUGAAUUGAGUGAGAAUAAUAUAUAUAUAUAUAUAGAGAGAGAGAGAGAGUAAAUACACCGCUACAAUGUCGGAAGAAGUAGAUCGCAACGAUCCCGAGCUGAAAUACCUUUCGGUGGAACGGAACCAAUACAAUGAUCCGGCCACACAGGCGGAAUGGACACAGAAGCGCCUGGUCUGGGUGCCCCACGAGAAUCAAGUGAGUUCUACUGAAGAACCCUUGCCCACAUAUUCCUCCUGCAUAUUCGCACAUUCAUUUCUCUGCUGAAAUCAUCAGCGUUAAAAGAUGCCACAGUUCUUCAAGUUGGUCAAAAACCAAAUCAAUUUGCCGCUAAAAGGGUUUUGCACAACAUUUUCCAAUUUGCAUAUCGCAGCCACACUCUGACUCACUCACACCAAACAAAAGAGAACGAAAGAGCGGGAGAGCAGGGUCAGGGAUCCAGCGAGAGCGAGGCAAAACAAGUUUGUAAUCUCUGUCCCUGUAUUAGUGUUGAGAUAUGUUCUGCAUGUGUGUGUUUGUGUGUGUGUGUGAGUACUGCCUCUAGCUACCCUGCAGUACGGGUCAUUAAUGACUCAGCUGCUGACACGUCGAUGACCGCGUCACUACCCCCGAUGACAUAGUCGAUGACCGGCCAUACGCUGAGCUGAUGACAUUAACAUGGAGAUGUCCUAGGGCAUAAUCGAUGACAUUGUCAUCGAGCAUUGCCGAAAAAUCAUGACUUAAUAAGCGAUGAUUUUUCACGAUUUUUUGGCUUAAAU